AUGGCACAAAAGCUGAAAAUCGCGGCCGCCGGCCUCGGCCGCAUGGGCAAGCGUCAUGCCAUCAACUUCCUGCACAGAACCCCGCGGGCCGAGCUCGUCGCCGCCUUCUCGCCAGACCCCUCUGAGCUGGCAUGGGGGGAGGAGAGCCUCGAGCCGUACGGCGUGACCCUUUACGAUGAUUACAAGAAGAUGAUUGAGCACGAGGGGCUCAUGGCCGUGGUCAUUGGUACCGCCACCUCCGUCCACGCCGAGGAGGCCAUACAAGCCAUGGAGAAGAACUUGCACGUGCUGUGUGAGAAGCCGCUGUCGACAAGCAUAGACGUCUGCAGACAAGUCGUCGCCGAGGCCCGCAAGCGGCCACAACUCAAGGUCAUGUGCGGUUUCACCCGGCGCUUCGACGAGUCCUACCGCGACGCCCACUCCAAGAUGGAGCAGGGCCUGAUCGGGCGGCCCUCCGUGGUCCGCAGCCAGACGUGCGACAAGCACGACCCGUCGGGCUUCUUCGUGGAGUACGCAGCGUGGUCAGGCGGCGUCUUCGUCGACAUGUCGGUCCAUGACAUCGACCUGACUCUGUGGUUCUUCGGCGACAACGUCGUGCCCAAGAGCGUCUCCGCGUACGGAAUCACGGCCGUGCAGCCAGACCUCAAGAAGUACAACGACUACGACAACGCCGUGGGCAUCGUCGAGUUCUGGGGCGGGCAGAUCGCCAGCUACUUCUGCUCGCGCAUGAUGGCGCACGGCCAGGAGGACGUCACGGAGGUCAUCGGGACGGAGGGCAAGCUGUCCGUCAACACAAACCCCCAGAAGAACUUUGUCAACUACUACGGCCCCGACGGCGUCACCCGCGAGGUCCACGCGCACUACUACGGCCGCUUCGAGGGCGCCUUCGUCCAGGAGGCGAACGAGUUCGCCGAGUGCUGCUUGGACAACAAGGCGUUGCCGCUGGACAUCAACAACGCGGUCAAGGCCGUACAGAUCGGUGCUUGGAUCCAGGAGGCGCUGGUCAAGGGCACGCAGAUCCGGUUCGAUGAGACCGGGAAGAGGAUCGAGCAGCCCAAGCUGUGA
Diaporthe citri is the source of this 1065-nucleotide messenger RNA. RefSeq lists its product as uncharacterized. NCBI's taxonomy places the organism in Eukaryota, Fungi, Ascomycota, Sordariomycetes, Diaporthales, Diaporthaceae. Bases 1 to 1065 code for a protein of 354 amino acids. Gene Ontology annotation, molecular function: oxidoreductase activity; nucleotide binding. The transcript has 2 exons. Gene Ontology annotation, cellular component: cytoplasm. Gene Ontology annotation, biological process: NADPH regeneration. The record is from RefSeq and is a predicted model, not a curated record.